AUGGCUCCUCCUAAGAAGACUACAAAGAUGGAUUUAAACUCCUUCUUACAAGAUGACACUUUCGGUUCAUCUUGGGCGGAAGAAGACGUUGAUUUAAAUAAGAUUAGUAUUCCAAUCGAAAAUGUCGCAGCUAACACCAUUCCUUUGGAAGAAAUCGCCGCUGCUAAGAAAAAUGCAGGCAAUGCUUUUGCAGGUGGUAGAUCAAGAUUAGAUCCUGCUUUAGCGGGUGGUAGAAGAGAAUUCAACCGUGAAACCUAUCCAGUUCCUGAUGCUCCACCAUACAGAGCUAUUAUUAACAAUAUUCCAUGGGAUAUUUCUCCUGAAGGUGUUCAAGCUUGGUGUGAAGAUGGUUUACAAAAGGAAGGUGCUGUGGAAGAAGUUGAUUUACCAAGAAGUAUGAACGAUCCAUCCCGUUUAAAAGGUUUAGCCUUUGUCACUUUUAAGGAACGCGAAGAUUUAGAAAAGGCUUUGAAUUUCAACGGCACCAAAUUAAAUGAACGUACUGUUUACGUUUCUGUAGCAGCUCCAAGAAGAGGUGGUUUCAGAUCUGGUGGUGACGAUUUCGAUUGGGGUGCCGCCAGAGGCUCUCAAUAUCAAUCUUCAAGUGCCAGAGAAGAUCCAGAUUUAGAUUGGGGUGCUGCCAGAGGCUCCAAUUUCAGAACUGCUAGAGCUCCAAGAAGAGAUGAACCUAACUUAGACUGGGGUGCUGCUAGAGGCUCUCAAUACGAUCCAGCAAAGGAAGACAGAAGACCAAGAAGAGAAGAACCUAACUUAGACUGGGGUGCUGCAAGAGGCUCUCAUUUUGAAGAAAACAGAACCCAACAAAGAGAAGAAAGAAGGCCAAGAAGGGAAGAACCUGAAUUAGAUUGGGGUGCUGCCAGAGGUGCUCAAUUCAAUAAACCAAGAGAACCAAGAGAACCAAGGGAGCCAAGAGAAAACAGAAAGCCAGCCAGGGAUGAACCAGAAUUAGAUUGGGGUAAUGCCAGAGGUGCUCAAUUUGGUAAGCCGGCUACCGUCAAAAAAACAAUAAAUGUAGAAACUACCAAACAAGCUGAAGAAAAGCCAAAGAUUCAAAAAUCUGCCUUUGAUGUCUUACGUACUGAUGACGAUGAUGAAGAUGAAGAAGAUAAGCAAGAAGAAGAAAUAACUAAAGAGGAACCACAUUCUAUUGAAGCUUUAGCCGCUCAAACUGCAGGUUUAGCUGUUGACGAUAGUGAAUGGGAAACCGUUGGUAAAAAAUAA
Kazachstania africana CBS 2517 is the source of this 1242-nucleotide messenger RNA. It is a transcript of the gene TIF3, whose product is annotated as Tif3p. Bases 1 to 1242 code for a protein of 413 amino acids. NCBI's taxonomy places the organism in Eukaryota, Fungi, Ascomycota, Saccharomycetes, Saccharomycetales, Saccharomycetaceae. The record is from RefSeq and is a predicted model, not a curated record. The transcript has a single exon. Gene Ontology annotation, molecular function: RNA binding.